Molecule: messenger RNA, 3385 nt
Organism: Python bivittatus (Burmese python)
Lineage: Eukaryota; Metazoa; Chordata; Lepidosauria; Squamata; Pythonidae
Product: solute carrier family 22 member 2-like
Biological process (GO): transmembrane transport
Cellular component (GO): membrane
Molecular function (GO): transmembrane transporter activity
Source: RefSeq, a predicted model, not a curated record
AUGCCAGACUUUGAUGAUCUUCUGGAACACAUUGGGGAAUUUGACUUCUUCCAGAAAAGGGUCUUUUUUCUCAUUUGUUUCCUCUCAGCUGCCUUUGCCCCAAUCUAUGUAGGAGUUGUUUUCCUAGGGUAUAUACCAGAGCACCGUUGUCGGAGUCCAGGAGUUAGUGAAUUAAGCAGCCGGUGUGGCUGGACACUUGAAGAGGAACUGAAUCACACUGUUCCAAAGGGGGUGAUCAAAGAGGAUACGUUCACCCCUCAAUGCACGAGAUACAAUGUCAACUGGAAUGAAAGUGGACUGAGCUGUACAGAUCCCUUGGAAGGCUUCACCAGUCAGGAGAAUAGGAGCCUUCUUGUGACUACCUGUCAAGAGGGCUGGCUUUAUGAUGCUUCAAUCCUGUCCAUUGUGAGCGAGUUUAACUUGGUAUGCGGAGAUUCCUGGAAACUAGAUGUGUUUCAGUCAGCUGUGAAUGCUGGAUUUCUGGUUGGAUCUGCAUUUGUUGGCCACAUAGCAGACAGGUUUGGACGGAAAACAAGCCUUUUAAUUGCUGUCUUGGUAACCGCAAUCUCCGGAGUACUUGUAGCUUUCUCACCAAACUACUUAUGGUCCGUGAUAUUCCGUUUCAUCCAAGGUCUGUUCAGCAAGGGCAGCUGGAUGGCAGGUUACAGUUUGCUCACAGAAAUUGUUGGUCCAAGCUACAGGAGGACUGUGGCCAUUCUCUAUCAACUAGCAUAUGGUUUUGGUCUCCUCAUCCUCAAUGCUUUGGCUUAUGCAAUUCCCAACUGGAGAUGGCUUCAACUUGCUGUUACUUUUCCAAUGUUCUUUCUCUUACUCUAUUACUGGUGCCUCCCUGAGUCACCCAGGUGGCUGAUCACUCAAGGACAGAAUGCCCGAGCUAUGAAACUUGUGGAUGAAAUUGCUAAAAAAAAUGGGAAAGUCUUACCUGCCAUUUUUGAGAAUAUCAAUCUUGAAAAAGAACAUGUAGAAGAUACAAAGUUUAGCCCUUCUUUGCUGGACCUUGUGAAGACACCCCAGAUCAGGAAAUACACAUUAAUUUUGAUGUAUAAUUGGUUCACAAGUGCCAUAAUGUACCAAGGGCUUAUUAUGCACAUAGGAGUUGCUGGUGGAAAUGUUUACCUGGAUAUUUUCUAUGCCACCCUUGUUGAAUUCCCAGCUGCCUUCAUCCUCAUCGUCACCAUAGAGCGUGUGGGCCGUCGUUAUCCCUGGGCAGUGUCUAAUCUGGUGGCUGGAAUCGCUUGCCUUGUUACAGCUUUCAUCCCAGACGAUAUGCACUCGUUAAAGAUUAUUGCAGGUUGCUUUGGCAGGUUGGGAAUCAUUAUGGCUUUUGAAAUGGUCUGCUUUGUCAAUUCGGAAUUGUAUCCAACAUAUCUCAGAAACCUUGGCAUGAUGGUAUGUUCUUCCUUGUGCGAUUUUGGGGGAAUCAUAUCCCCAUUUAUCGUCUACAGAUUGACAGAAGUCUGGCGUGAGCUACCUCUUGUAGUCUUCACUGUUUUAGGGUUAAUAGCUGCUGGAUCAGUGCUGCUUCUGCCCGAGACCAAGGGAAGUACUUUGCCUGAGACCAUUGAUGACAUAGAAAACUUCCACCAUGCUGGAUUAAACAGUCAAUCUUGAAGCAAAUUCAGAUUUCAAUAUUUUUGAAAUAUGUAUGCUCAGAUGUGGUCCAUAAGAAGUCCAGAUCUAAUUGCUAGCUAAUGAAAAUAUUAAAUUGUAAAAGUCUUUCAUUGAGACAGGUAUUUUAUGCACACACACACACACACACACACACACACUACUCACUUGUUCCAUGUGUGCCUGUGUUAUACGGACAAGUACGGUCAAUACAACAUACACAGCACGUGAAUGGUGAAAAUAAGCAGAGGGUAGUGAAAAUAAUGCUUUUCACCUGAUGUUUAAAGAUUGUAAUAUGAUUGGAAGUUCUAGGUCUGUUAAAACACUAUCCCUUCUUCUUAUUCUAGGGUCUUAGAUUUAACUUUUGCCACUUCAUUUUACUUUUUAUGCAUGUAUGUAUAAAUCUUUUUUUGGGCUCUUUAUAAUGCCCAGAACCCAUAUAAACAUCCUUUUGCUAGUAAAAUAAAUCAAUACAUAAAUAAAUUGAAAUGUCUAUGUCACCCUGUUGGUUACAGCAGAGUUGAGAAAUAGGCAAAGGGGUUAAAAUUGGUGCAUACUGGCAAGAGUUUGCCAGGAGAAGUAAGGGAGUUAAUAUGGGUGCUUUGGUUCUGGUUGCACAUGCCUACAAUUGGAAGGAGUCAGAAGCAGAGGAAUGAUAACCCUUGGAGAUGCUAAGAUAAAUAGAGAUAAAGGGAAGCAAUACAAGGCUUCUCAUUAGAUAGCUUGGAGUCAGGAAAUCAACACGGUGGAUGUCUAGAAGGACAUGGGGAGAGAAAGAGACAAAAUUCGGAAGGGUUAGGGAAAGUGCAAAGAGUUGUGGGUACACAAACAGACCCAGAUUCACAAAAACGCAUCAAUGGUAGAAAAAGAAAGAAAUAGGAAAUUAGUUGAGGAAAAAGGAGGAAAGGUAACAUAAACAGCUAAAGGGAAUAUGAGCUAAGUUUUAAGUUAGGGAAAAAAGACUCUGCAUGAGUAGAUAAGAGUUAAAGGAGAGAGGGGGCAAGACUUUUCUCCCUGUAUUUUUUGUGUAGCAAGGAUUCCACUCAUCCAACCUACAAGAGGAGAGGGGAGAGGGGUGCCAAGAUUCAGAAAGACAGUCUCAGCUUGGCCAAUGCAGAUAGACAGAGGCAGUUGACUGUUUCGUUGUUGGGGAAACUGCACAGUGGAUCAGCUGUGGGAGGAUAGAAGCUUGUAGGUCCAAGAAGAGGAAAAGCAGACGGGAUUCAGAUGGGCCAGGUGGGAAGAGAUCUGGCCCAGAAGGAGGGAUUAAGCAGCCCAGAAGAGAUGGGGAGAACUGCUCCAUGACGUUUGUGCAGAGAUAACUCUUGCUUUGGGCAUUUUAUGAGGGAGGAGGGAGAAUUAGAUUGUUUAAAUAUGCACUGUGCCUUGGACAAAUGCUGCAUGUUAAAGGAAACUGCUCAGUGUAUGUACUGUACGUAUGUAAGAACUACUAGCUCUGAACAAGCUCCUCUGUGGGACAUAUGGAAAAUCACCCACUGAGUUCAGUAGCUUAUUAUUUAUUUAAAAUUAGUCCUGUGCCUGUAUGAUACUGUCUGCAUGUCUGUAUCCUUAUUGCUUUUCUAAUGCCAGUAGUAAAGUUGUUCUUAUCUAUUCAAGAGGCUGGAUAUUUUUUUCGUAUUGGAUGGCCCAAGAGGGAGGGGGGAAAUCUCUUAAAAUCUCCUUACUGGUAGAAGAUUCAGCAGCAGGUUUUGAUUAGGGGGAACUGCAUCGGAGCUAGUAGGUUCCCUGCUCUGAG